CUGGGGCAGCGAGCAGAAGUGUGUCAGACUUUGGGGUGCAUGUGCACAUUUGCCUUCUUGAAACUUCUUUCUAACCAAGAAUCUUUCUUAGAGACAUUUUUCAUUUUCUUUUUUCCAUAAAACCUUAACUCUGCUGCCACAGGACAGUAGAAGCAAAGACAAAUCUUGUCUUUUGAAGAAUGCUUUCUCCAAAUUAACUGCACAGAACAGCUGCACGGAUUACGGAUUGUCAAGGAUCCUGUGGAACCUUACUUUUCUCUCAUGGUCACUUUUGUAUUUUUCCUGUAGUCCUGAUUUUGUUUGACUCAAACAGUGCAGACAACAUGUGCAGACUUUGGAGGAUAGCAGUUUUGCUCUGUGUCAAAUUGGUGGACACCGCGAAUGGAAAUACAGGACUUGUGCCGGAAAGAGGGACAGCAGCUUCCUCCUGCUAUGGAGGUUUUGACCUCUACUUUGUACUAGACAAAUCAGGAAGCGUGCAGCAUCACUGGAAUGAAAUAUAUAACUUUGUGGAACAUCUGGCCCAUAAGUUCAUAAGCCCUCAGUUGCGGAUGUCCUUCAUUGUGUUCUCCGAUCAGGGCAAGAUUUUGAUGCGGCUUACAGAAGACAGGGAACAAAUACGGAAAGGUUUGGAGGAACUCGAGAAAGUGCGGCCAGGUGGAGACACUUUUAUGCAUGAAGGCAUUCAGCGGGCCAGCGAACAGAUUUACUAUGGUAACACUGAGGGAUACCGCACAGCCAGUGUGAUCAUUGCCCUCACAGAUGGAGAACUGCAUGAAGAUCUCUUCUAUUACGCUGAGAGAGAGGCCAAUCGUUCUCGCAGUCUGGGUGCCUCUGUGUACUGCGUAGGAGUGAAGGAUUUCAAUGAGACUCAGCUGGCCAAGAUCGCUGACAGCAAAGAUCAUGUCUUUCCAGUAAAUGAUGGCUUUGAAGCUCUACAAGGUGUCAUUGGUUCGAUCUUGAAGAAAUCCUGCAUAGAGAUUCUAGCUGCAGAACCUUCCAGUAUCUGUGCUGGAGAGGUGUUCCAAGUCGUCGUGAGAGGAAAUGGAUUUCUUCAUGCUAGAAAUGUGGACAAGGUUCUUUGCAGCUUCAGAAUAAAUGACACUCUUACCAGAAUGGUGAAGCCAUUGGUAGUGGAGGACACGUAUCUGCUCUGUCCAGCUCCUGUUCUCCGAGAGGAGGGAACGGCAGCCUCCCUUUACGUUAGCAUGAACGAAGGCCUGAGUUUUAUCUCUAGUUCUGUUACUAUCACCACUGUAAGCUGUUCUGAUGGUACGAUCUUGGCCAUAGCACUACUGAUAGUGAUGCUGCUGCUGAUUCUGGCCCUCCUCUGGUGGUUUUGGCCUCUCUGCUGCACUGUGAUUAUCCAUGAACCUCCACCACCAAUAGUGGAAGAUAGUUCGGAUGAUGAAGAGGAUGGAACUCCGAAGAAGAAGUGGCCCACAGUCGAUGCGUCUUACUAUGGAGGAAGAGGAGUUGGAGGUAUUAAAAGAAUGGAGGUUCGCUGGGGUGAGAGAGGUUCGACCGAGGAGGGUGCUAAACUGGAGAAGGCGAAGAACGCGAGGGUAAAGAUGCCGGAGCAAGAGUUUGAAGCUGCUCCUGCUCGCAUCCUGAAUAAUGGCAUGCGGAAACCUCCAGGCCCUCGUAAAUGGUACUCGCCCAUUAAGGGAAAACUGGAUGCAUUGUGGGUGCUUCUGAAGAAAGGGUAUGACAGAGUGUCCAUCAUGCGACCACAACCUGGAGACAAGGGUCGCUGUAUGAACUUCACUCGCAUCAAGUCUAGUCCUCCUCCACGUUAUCCAUCGUACAACCACCAUUCUUCACCCAUCUACACCCCUCCAUGCACCCUCAGCCCGCCUCCUCAGGGCCAGCCCCCUCCACCACACAGUCCACCCGCCUCCCUGUCCUCCAGCUUUCCCCUGGCACCUCCUACGCCCCCACCUCAUUCCAUCAACCCUUCUCCACCCAUUACUCCUCCUCCAUCCUAUUCUCCGCCCCCCAUCUGGUCUUCGUCUCCUAACACUCUCUACUUUUCUCCGCCCACAUCUCUUCCACCAUCUCCUUCUGCAUCCCUGCCCCCGCCCCCUCAAGCCCCGCCUCCAGGUAGAGCUCCUCCUCCAGAUCGCCCGCCUCCUCGGCCUUGUGUGUAAUGUGGCACAUCGGAGUGGACUACUGAGGACUGGAAGUAAACAGGAAAUAUAAAUGUUCCAUAUCCUCCUCAAAAUUCCGUUGCUGUGUGGCCUAACGCAAUAAAACUCGAUACAAAGACUCACCUGUGGCAUCAAGGGCAUUUGCUCCUCUGAUAGAACAAUGAAAUGGAACACAAGCCACCAUGAAACUCUGCAGGGAGCAACACUCAAAAUCACACACGCCAGGCAUUGCAAAAAAACGGAAAAUUCACCUACAGAGCUUCUCAGCAGGCGCCAUUUGUGAGUUUAACCAAGUUUUGAGAAUGGAAGUGGCUGGUUCCAUUAAUGGAUUCAUGGAUGUUUCACAAUUGCAUGCACAUGGGACUAUCUCAUGAAGGAGAUUUCCAUAAAAGAGGAAAGUUGAGUAACUUUUCGGGAGCUUUCUCAUUCAGAGUGAUUGAGAAAAUAUAUGCACGUUUUUGACAGGUCAUCUUCAUUGUGGCAAAGUGGCAAAAAACUAAACAUUGGGUCUCAUUUACUAAACAUUGCAUGGGUUUAUACGCACAGAAAAAAAUUCUGCCAGAUUUAAAACUAUGCACUUGAAUUGGUUUUUAACUUUCUAAUGUUGAAAGACCACAUACCCUUGAUUACUAAUUUGCAUAAACACACCCAUCUUUAUAUAAGGGUUUGAUGUAGAAUACAGCACAACAGUUGAGUUCUGGAAGUAAAUGCACUCAUUAGCUAUGUUUCCAUCCACCUACUUUUAUGUGCAUUAUUGGCCAAAAAAAAAAAAAAAAAAACCCAGCUGAAUGGAAAUGCCAAGAUACUCCUAAAUUCUAAAAACUCACAUAUAAAAACCUAUGAGCUCAACUAAAUUGGAUUUAAAAAAAAUUUCCAAUAAGGAAAACAUGCACAUAAAUCAUGAUGGAAAUGCAUUUAUAAAAUUAAUUCCACACAUCAAAAAUUACAUUAAAUGUUUCAUGUGAUAUUCCAAUUUUGCGCAUAAGUUAAAUUCACAACUUUGAAUUUUUUUAAAAUAACUGAUAAACCUUUAAAGACAACUUUAUAUAACUAUUUAACUUAAAAUUUAUAUUUUUCCAUUUUAUGAGAUUGUAGUUCUUUCCCUCACUCUUUUUGUCCAAUUUUCUUGUACUUUUUUGCUUCAAGUAAAAGUUUGUAAUGCUUUGGACUCUCUUCAUAACCGCUUUGUUUGGUUCAUGGUGUAUAAUGCUUUAACAAAGACUUUUUAAAAAUCCCUAUGGGAAAAAUGAAUGGGAAAAAUACUUUGGGACCCAGAGCAGUUGAAAAAGUGGGCAGGCACAAAUGCACUCUACGGAAGCAGACAUGUGAUUUUAGUUGGUACUACGUUUUAUUGUAAAUUUAUUUAUAAAUUUAUUGUAAAGAAUAUGCUGAUGAAUCAUGAUUUCUGCAUAAAAAUGUCUGUCCCUGCAGUAAGUAAAUGAGACCCAACUGUGUUUGAUGAAAAGGUUUUCUUUCAAAAACUAAAUGUAUUUGCAAAAUUCAACCAUUUCACAAACAUUUUUUGGUAAAAUGUCUUGCCAUACGAAGGCAUUACAGCUGUUGCUUGUUCGGGUAAUUGACAUUUAUUUGUGCAAUAGUGAUUUUAGUGGCUUUGAUCGGGAUGGGGAGCAUGUUGCUUUUUGGUCUUUGAAUUUAUUUACAAAGUAGCAGACCAUAAUGAAUUAAAGGAAUAGUUCAUCCAAAAAUAGGAAUUCUGUUAUCAUUCAUUGAUGAUGAACUUAAUUUUUCAUUUUUGGCUGACCUGUUUCUUUAGGAUGACGUAAGUUGACGAGACUAAGGUGUUUAUGGGCACGGACUUGAAACAUCAGAGAAAAAUCUGAAAUGUAAACUAAGCAACAUCACCUUACUUUGCACAUGUCACAGUUGUAAUGGUGUAUGGGUGCAUUAUUAAAAAUUUAGUACAAAUUAUCAAAUUAUCAUACAUUACACAUGCUGUGUGUAUAAAUCUAUGUAUCCCUGUGUAGAUUUUUUUUUUUUUAUAUAAGGUUUUCUUUUUCUUUUUUUGUUUGUGUGUUUUAUAUUAUUGAGGCAUGACUGAGAUAUUGAAUAAUGCAGAAGCAAAAGAAGAUCUCCCAGCAGGAGUUCUAUAGCCUCUGCUUUUUAUCCACCAUGAAUAACCAGAUUACAAAUAGCUUUACACAUUGGAAAUGAGUUUUGCCAAAGAAACUAUUUACAACCCUAAAUCCAACAUUUGAUAUACGAGUUUGUUUUUGUUCAUAAUUACAUGUUGUAUAUAAUAUUGUCAUAAUACAUCACAGUGUCAAUUUCCACAAUCCUUUGCUUCUAAAGAGCCCUUGUCAUUUUCUGUUGAGUCUAAGUUAUUGCAGUGUCACUAUGAUGCAAGUGUUGUGUUUAUAUGACUCCCAAACCCUGUUUUGAUGAAGGUUUUAUGGGUAAUUAACAUCAGAGAAAUCAUAUAUGUCCAUGUUAAAUCUUAUAUGCUUUUCAAAGGAAUCAUGUAAAGGAAUCAUUCUCUAAAUGACUCAGAUCAUGACUACAUUGUUGUUUUUGUUUGUUUGUUUUGUUUUUUUACUUUUUUUAA
Molecule: messenger RNA, 4713 nt
Organism: Onychostoma macrolepis
Lineage: Eukaryota; Metazoa; Chordata; Actinopteri; Cypriniformes; Cyprinidae
Gene: antxr1a
Product: ANTXR cell adhesion molecule 1a
Cellular component (GO): membrane
Molecular function (GO): signaling receptor activity
Source: RefSeq, a predicted model, not a curated record